This is a messenger RNA of Vitis vinifera (wine grape), 1167 nucleotides long. Its product is annotated as U1 small nuclear ribonucleoprotein A. The transcript is spliced from 5 exons. Lineage: Eukaryota; Viridiplantae; Streptophyta; Magnoliopsida; Vitales; Vitaceae. Gene Ontology annotation, molecular function: U1 snRNA binding. The record is from RefSeq and is a predicted model, not a curated record. Gene Ontology annotation, biological process: mRNA splicing, via spliceosome. Bases 100 to 837 code for a protein of 245 amino acids. Gene Ontology annotation, cellular component: U1 snRNP.
CAUUUUCUAUUGGGCCCAAACCCUACCCCAAAAACCCAUUUCUUGGUUUCUUGAACCCUUUUGCUCUCGAAGCUCCAGUCAGCGAGAAAGUGAAGGAAAAUGGCGGAGUUGAAUACAGGCGGCGAGAUUUCUCCGAACAUGACCAUUUACAUUAACAAUCUCAACGAGAAAAUCAAACUAGAAGAGUUGAAGAAAUCGCUUUUCGCCGUGUUCUCUCAGUUCGGAAAAAUAAUGGAAGUUUUAGCAUUCAAGACAUUGAAACACAAGGGCCAAGCUUGGGUCGUUUUCGAGGAAGUCUCGUCCGCCACCAAUGCGCUCAGGCAAAUGCAGGGCUUCCCUUUUUAUGAUAAGCCCAUGAGAAUACAAUAUGCAAAGACAAAAUCAGAUGUCAUAGCAAAGGCAGAUGGUACCUUUGUCCCACGAGAAAGGCGAAGGAGGCAUGAUGACAGAGCUGGGAGAAAGCGAAGAGAACAACAUGAUGCUAACCAAGCUGGAGUGGGUGUCAAUCCUGCUUAUGGUGGUGCCUAUGGCGCAGCCCCUCCUCUGUCUCAGAUACCAUAUCUGGGUGGUGCAAAAUCUGCAGUUCCUGAAGCUCCUGCUCCUCCAAAUAACAUACUCUUCAUUCAGAAUCUUCCCCAUGAGGCAACACCGAUGAUGCUGCAAAUGUUUUUCUGCCAAUACCCAGGUUUUAAGGAAGUUAGAAUGGUGGAAGCAAAGCCAGGGAUUGCCUUUGUGGAGUAUGGGGAUGAGAUGCAGUCGACAGUUGCUAUGCAAGGGCUUCAAGGUUUGAAGAUAAACCAACAGAAUCCAAUGUUGAUUACCUAUGCAAAGAAAUAGAUGAGCCAUCUUUUUCUUUUGAUGCUCCUUUUCAAAGAAAUGCUGCAGUGGUUUGCUCAGUAGCUGCUCUAUCACUUCAUCCUCAGUUUCAGUGGAACUUUAGGAAGUGCUUGUAAUUUAACAACUAGACUGUUUUACCAUAUUAAAGAGGAAGGUUUAAUUAGCUUGACUGGUUUGAUACCGUCUGGUUUUAACCGGUGUAAGAAGUUGAAUUUCUUAAGUGUUGUAAUCCUGUGUGCCUUCUCCAAACUUAGACAGGUUCCUAGGCGUAAUCUGAUUUUGGAAACUGGAUGUUCAUUUCUGGUGAUAUACUAAAGGUCUGUUCAUUUA